Molecule: messenger RNA, 2016 nt
Organism: Closterium sp. NIES-67
Lineage: Eukaryota; Viridiplantae; Streptophyta; Zygnematophyceae; Desmidiales; Closteriaceae
Source: the annotation of a GenBank genome assembly
UCUUCAGUCUCUUCACGACCAUUUUCGAGGAGAAGGCUGAUCAGAGCGUCUCGACGCGCAUUUCUUGCGCAGAUCAGGGUAGCACCUUUCCACUUUCCGUCUUAGAGUUUCUCAGCCAUGGCCGCAGCGAGCGAUGAUCUCGAGAAGCUGUACGAACAUGGGGAGAAAUUAGCGAGCUCGAAGGACAAAACUCAGAACGAGAAGGACUACCUCGGGGUCAUCGCGGCGGCGACGGGGAGCAGCAAGGCGAAGCUGUUCGCCGCGCAGCAGAUUCCGCGCUUCUUCAAAUUCUUUCCGCAGCUGUCCGCCGAAGGCAUCAACGCGCAGCUAGAUCUCUGCGAGGAUGACGACAUCAAUAUUCGCCUUCCUGCAAUCAGAGGCCUGCCAUUCCUCUGCAAGGACACUCCCGAGCAUCUCCCCAAGAUAGCCGACGUUCUCGGCCAGCUGCUGAUUGGAGAGGAGCCAGAGCACGGAGUGGUGCAGAACUCGUUGAUGCAGGUGCUGAGGCAGGACCCCAAAGGGAGCCUGGCGGCCAUAUUCAAGCACAUAGAGAGCUCGGAAGACAAGCUCAGGGAAAACGUGCUGUCGUUCAUCAGAGACAAGGUGUUUCCCAACAAGGCCAGCAUCCUGGUGCCCCAGGCGGAGAUGGAGAGACACGUCACCGACCUCAUCAAGGGCAUUCAGGACGUGACGGGCGAGGAGUUCAGCAUGUUCAUGGCGUUCCUGCAGGGCCUCGCGCUCUUUGGAGCCAAGGCACCGCCAGAGAGGAUGCAGGAGCUGGUGGAGAUCGUGGAGGGGCAGGCGGACCUCCUCGCCUCCUUUGACGCGUCAGACACGGACCACAUUGAGCGGGUCAUGGCGUGCCUUCAGAUGGCGCUGCCCUUCUUCGCUAGGGGCGGGUCCAACAGCAAGUUCUUCAACUUCAUUGCCAAGCACAUUCUGCCCGCCUUCGAUAAGGUGGCGGAGGACCGGAGGGGCGAGCUGCUGCGGAGCAUGGCGGAGGCAUCCGCGUUCACGUCGCCCACUGACUCCAGACACCUGCUGCCAGGGGUCACGGAUCUGCUCAAGGACUACAUGUCGAAGAGGGGCGACGAUCUGGACGUCACAGCACUGGAGGCGCUACUGUUCACAUUCAACCAGCUCGCUCACAAGACGCCCAACGCCACCAACCCGCUGUGCGGCUACAAGAUAGUGACGGGGCAACCCUCUGACCACCUGGGGGAGGACUUCAAAGACCUCCACGCCGACUGGCUCGCCAGGGUGGCGGGCAUGGAGGAGGAGGUGCGGAAGCGCAGCAAGGCGGUGCUGCAGGAGGUGGCGGAUGUGAGCAAGGAGCAGCGCACCGCCAAGGACGACCAGACAAAGACCGACCUUAAGGAGAAGAAGGCAGCAGCGGCACGAGUGCUCAAGGCACUGCAGAACAUUGAGAAGCUCAGUAAGCCGCUCAAGUCCACCACGCCUCAGUUCCCGGGCGGCAAGGCGGCACCGGCGCUCUCCUGGAAGCCGGAGGCCGCCACCCCCGCUGCUGCAGGGCCCUCUGCCGCCAAGCCAGUGCCAGCACAGGCAGUCGGGGCGAAGCGAGCUGCAGGCGCAACCAAUGGCAGGGGAGGGGCAGCGGCACCGCAGCAGAAGAAGGUGCGGCAGGAUGGCAGCGGGGGCAGCGGUGGUGGGAAGAUUAUUGGGCGGGCCGUGCAGGGUGUUCAGGGGGGUGGUGGGCAAGGCGGAAGAGGUGGUGGUGGUGGGAGGUCCAGAAGGCCCUGGCGGAGAGGGGGGAGGAUGUGACUGCUUUGUUUGAUUUUUCUUAGCUAGUGUUUUGCCCCCUUUUUUUUUGCAUGGUCUGGUAUGAAAGAGGUCAAAAUGGAUAGAAUAUUUACCUCCUAUUACGUGAAAUGCAUCAGCCCUGGAGUGAGUGCAAGGCCAUAACCUAGGUUCACAUUUACGCAUGCAUUCAUUGCACUAAGUCUCCAAGAACGAGUUUGUAUCGUUGACUUGAGGACACUGUUUCAGUGUACUUGA